Messenger RNA from Drosophila ananassae, 3253 nucleotides. RefSeq lists its product as uncharacterized. Bases 482 to 1741 code for a protein of 419 amino acids. Lineage: Eukaryota; Metazoa; Arthropoda; Insecta; Diptera; Drosophilidae. The record is from RefSeq and is a predicted model, not a curated record. The transcript has 3 exons. Gene Ontology annotation, cellular component: transcription regulator complex; nucleus. Gene Ontology annotation, biological process: regulation of transcription by RNA polymerase II.
CGCCGAUAAGCAUACCACUGCAAAAAUAUUUACGCAUUGGCAGCAGCGCAUUUGGGAGUUGUUUACACAAUCGUAGGCGAGAAAACAAAAGCAUCCUCACUAUUUUGGGGAACACGAGCAUGCUCUUUCAACUCAUUGGAAAUGAAAGGGCAGAGAAAGUGGCGGUGAGCUCUCGUUGUCGCCGUUCUCUUUUUGCUGCCUGCAGCGGCGCAUUCAAUUUGCGAGGCAAUUGAGUUCGUUACAGUUGGUUUGUGAAUAAGUUGUGAAAAUUUUUACGAAGAGCAGAGGCGCUCUCUCCGCAGGAAGUUGUCAAAACGUUAAAUGCUAUUUUGCAGAACAGCAUCCAGAGAUACAGUGACGUCCAUUCGCAAGUAGAGAACUCUUGAGGAACAUGCGCAAAGACCAAGUUGGUAGUGACAGUUUGGUGAAUAGGGCCUAACAAAGUGAAGAGAUAACUUAAACUGUUCAAAGAGAGCUAGCCAUGGCAUUUUCCCGGCAUAAUAUUGAGAAGCGCCGACUCAUUGAGCUAGUACGCCUAAACCCUAUCCUGUGGGAUUGUCGCUUGCCCCACUAUAAACGCUCAGACAAAAAAAAGGCUAUUAAGUGGAACGAACUUGGACGUCUAUUUAAUGUAAAUGGGGAGCGUGUACAGCGAACCUUCACUUCGCUUCGUGAAAUAUUUAGACGCGAGCUCAACCAUGAAAAGUUGCUGGGAACUUCGCGAUUCAAAUCAAAGUGGGAGUACUAUGACUCAAUGGCCUUCCUCAAGGAAGUUAUACGAGAGCGAAAAUCCCGUGAACGCAUGAAACAUGAACCUGCUCAAGUUUUACCAGUCAACAAUAAUAAAAACAUUGUCAGACGAAACAGUAGCAACAAUAAUAGCAGCAGUGCGAUCUUAGAUGAGUACCAAUACUUUGCGCCCGGUGACCCCAACAAUCCAAAUAAUCAGCCAUUGCCACAGACCCAAAUUCAUCAGCCAGAUCCAAAGGAUAGUCUGUCGACAAGUCUGAGUGUAAAUUUCAGUCAGCUACCCAAUUCUUUACAACAGCAAGCUCAACACAUGCAAGCUUUGCAAUUGCAGCCAGACAUAACAUUAACCUCCCGUAAUGCACUCCAAAAGCAGGCGGUUUCAACGCCCUUAUCCCGGCCAAAUUCCGUGACCAUGCCAACUAACUCACCCGUCCAAGUACUGUCCUGCUCGCGCUCUUGUAGCUCCUCACCGUCUAUUUACGUCAAGGACGAACCACGCUCUCCUGACAGGGUGGAGAUUCGAGAUGAUCCGGGAAAUGGACCUCAGACGAUCAAGAAGUUGGCAACGAUUCGACCUCAAACUAAACAGCACCUUAAGGCGCGAUUACUUCCAAUGACCAAGCACUCAUCGUUGUACGCCACCUUGCCACCAAACCUUAUUAUCAAUUCCAAUAAUGAGCUUAUUGACGCGGAUGCUGGGGAUCUCGAUGAGGACCUGGAUGCUUUUGAUGAAGACGACGACGCCACCGGGCACUGCUCACCAACUGUCGACGUGGAUAUGAUGAGCCCAGAUGGCUGCCUAUCUCCUGACAGUAGUUACAUAGAGGAUAGCAGGCCACUUAAUCACUCGCAGUCGCAUCCCUUCCGCAGCCCUAGAGAGCUGCUAUAUAUCAAAUUUGGUGACUUCCUAACCGCUCGGUUAAACACUUUGCACGAGACAGUUGCCAAUGAACUAAUGAACAAGAUUCUGGUGCUUAUUGCUGAGAAGUAAAGGCAGAAUGAUUUAUUCAUCAAAAACAAACUUAAAUUAUAAAAUUUAUCUUAAAUUUUUACCACGAAUAUGUAUUGCAUAGAUGUGAACUUGACCAAAGUGGCUCCAAUCCUCCCAUCAAUUCCAAUUUAGACAAUCGUUUUUUUUUUAUUUUUGUCUCAAUUACUUCCCAUCAAAAUACGCUGCAAAUAAUUCUUCCCAAAAUAUUUAAACCCGUUGGGACGAAAAACAUUUUAAUAUUUAAAGAUAAAAAAUAUGAAAAAAAGUAUUCAGUCAAACUUCCCAGACUACAUAAUUCCCGAUACUCUUCUCUUUUAUCAACUCGCUUUCUUUCUAUAAAAGUUAUUUCAAUUUAACUAAACUUUGAAAGCAUAUAUUCUCUAAAUAAUAUAUUGCAUACUUUAGUGACUUCGUCAUAAAACGUCGUUUAGUCAUAACUCGGCAUCAACACAUUUUAAAAAUUCUCUUCUGAGCUGGCGCUGCAAAAAUAUUCAAACUUUAUAUUUUUAUGUAUAUAUGUAAGUAUAUACUAGAGCGGGUCAAUUUUGAUAAAAAGUAUUUGAAGAAUAAUUAGGACGCCCGAGAAGGGUAAAGUUUUCAAUUUGUAAUACUUUUAGUAUUUAUUGAGUUUCCAUGUUAUAAAAUUGACGAAUGUUUUGCACACUUUGUAUUUGAAUGUAUACUUAGCUUUAUAUUUGACGUACCCCUAAGGUUUUUUCGCAACUAUAGGAUCAAAUAAAAUAAAAACUUGAGAUUAAAUACCGGCGACAAACCUGGAUUUCAUGUGUUACGUGGUGAACGUAUGCUCGACACCCUACCCGGCUUGUGUGGCCAACAUAACGCUCCUCUAGCAAAUUUUUUUAACUUGAUUUUUCUUAUUCAUAAAAUGAAAGUUACUUAUGCGUAAAACGAUAUUUCGAUAUUCUCAAGUUAGAGUAUCUGAAACGAUCCCAUGUUACAUUACGAUAUUUAUAUCUCAGAUUCAAAGUUUAGAAGUACAAUACUUUUUUAUGCCUGAAAUUAAAAAUAGUCAGAAAAAGUUAUUUAUUUGUAUUUUUGAAGCGACCCAAUAGUCAAAUAGCGCUAAAGCGAAAAAUUUUACUUCACUUUCAUGUCUAAAAAAUUUUUUUUUUUUUUUUAAAUUAAUUGAAUUUAUUUUCAAGGCAUUUGAUAGACGACUUUGAUAGACUUUUUAGAGUUUUAAACUUAGGAAAGGCGCUAGGAUUGGCACGGUAAGACGAACGUCUUGGGGCAGAGGCCCGCAAGAUCCGCUUUAUUAAAUUCAAAAUUUUGAUUUUUUGAAAAACAACAUUUUUUAGAAUCAUUCGAUUAUAAAAAUCAAAAUCAGAAGAACGAAAGCAUAUUUUAUUUGAGUGUGUUACCCCACCUCUCUUCUCGUCAUGAUAGACAAAUGCAUUGUUUGGAGCUUCCCUUGCUAAGCUUUAUCUGCUUGUAUAUUCGGCAUUGAUGUUACGGUUAAAUUGAACCCUCUAAUAAAUAUUGAAAUAUUAA